AUGGGGAAACCCAAACGUGCGGGGACCCCGAGGCACCCUCCCUCACCCACCGUGAGCCGACAACCCGGUCCCAUGGACGAAUUCCUGUCCACCCCACAGCAUCUCAGAGGCGCACGUGGCGCGGACAAGAUGGCGCCUUCCUCACCGAGCUCCAGCAGUGUGACAGGCUCUGUUACUGAUAUGCCUGGCACUGAUGCACUGACACAAAUGUCAGCCGACCUGGCUGCAAUAUCUGCCAACAUGCUCACCCGUGGGGACAAAACUGCGCUGGUAUCAGAAUUGCGCUCUGUCAUCCGGGAAGAAAUUGCCGCGGUACGCAGAGAUCUCAUGGCACUGGAACAGAGGGUGGAUGAAUUGGAGGAACACCGCCUCCACGCCACACACCAUCAGCAGGCUGCAGAUUUGGCAACCACACGGCAGGGGAACAUUCUCCUUGAGCUGCGCAGACAGGUGGAGGACCUGGACAAUAGAGGCCGCCGCAACAACAUACGAGUGCGGGGCCUCCCCGAGUCCAACGACGAGUCCCCAAGGGAACUACUGACCGGCCUCUUCGUGCAACUUCUUGGUGAGGAUGCCCCCCCCGAAAUACCCAUGGAACGAGCACACAGAGCACUACGUGGUCCCAGGAGUGAUGGGCAACCCAGAGACAUGAUUUGUUGCCUCACAUCGUUCCAGCAAAAAGACGCCAUUAUGAGAGCGGCCAGAGCCCAACGCUCAAUCGCUUACAUGGACUCCCAAGUAAUGCUGUUCCAGGACCUGUCGUCUCUCACGCUCGACGCCAGACGGGCAUUGAAACCCCUAACGACCAUGCUACAAGAAAAACGGAUUCCCUACAAGUGGGGCUUUCCGUUUAGCCUGCAAGCCAAGAUUGACAACCGCUGGCACACACUACGCUGGCCCAAUGAUGUCCCUAGAUUCCUUCAAUCAGCAGGUUUGCCACAUAUCCACGUACAGAACUGGAUCCUUGAAAACCCGCCUGCUCGCCCGACCGGGCCCUACCCAGUUGCGGAGAACCUGUUGGGAGGACGCUCUGCACCACCACCACGGCGCAGAGGCGGCCCCGACGGCCCAGAGGAAUAGCUACCCGAGGCUCUACAACCGACCUCCCAUAUCAGGUAACUGGGGCCACUCCCUAGGCAGACCCGAGCCUCUAGGGGGACACCAAACAACUGCCACUAGCACACAGUAG
Pelobates cultripes (western spadefoot toad) is the source of this 1189-nucleotide messenger RNA. The record is from the annotation of a GenBank genome assembly. NCBI's taxonomy places the organism in Eukaryota, Metazoa, Chordata, Amphibia, Anura, Pelobatidae.